Messenger RNA from Choloepus didactylus (southern two-toed sloth), 512 nucleotides. Its product is annotated as glutathione S-transferase theta-1-like. The transcript is spliced from 4 exons. Lineage: Eukaryota; Metazoa; Chordata; Mammalia; Pilosa; Megalonychidae. Gene Ontology annotation, biological process: glutathione metabolic process. Gene Ontology annotation, cellular component: cytoplasm. Gene Ontology annotation, molecular function: glutathione transferase activity. Bases 69 to 512 code for a protein of 147 amino acids. The record is from RefSeq and is a predicted model, not a curated record.
GCGUGGCCGGAUCCCAAGUCCCGCGUCCCUGCCCCGCGCCUGCCGCCGGAUCCCGGCCGCCCCCCGCCAUGGGCCUGGAGCUCUACCUGGACCUGCUCUCGCAGCCCUGCCGCGCCGUCUACAUCUUCGCCAAGACGAACGGCAUCGCCUUCACGCUGCGCCCCGUGGAGCUGCUCAAAGGUGAGCACCUGAGUGACACCUUUGCCCAGGUGAACCCUCUAAAGAAGGUGCCGGCCUUGAAGGAUGGGGACUUCAUCUUGACUGAGAGUGUGGCCAUCCUGCUCUAUCUGACCCGCAAGUACAAGGUCCCGGAACACUGGUACCCUCGAGACCUAGAGGCUCGCGCCCGCGUGGACGAGUACCUGGCUUGGCAGCACACAACCCUGCGGAGAAAUUGCCUCCGGUCCCUGUGGCAUAAGGUGAGCCCCCCGGGGGUUGGAAAAGCCCUGCUUCUCCGGGCCGGGGGUGAAAGGGACUCACCUGGAAAGGGCUCCUGCCUCUUGAGAAUUUAG